AUGGUCGACCAUUCUUUGCCCACGAAGCUCGUUUCCGUGGUUCAACACAACGAUCAACAUGGCUCAAGUGUCCCCCCUAUCUAUCAGUCGACAACUUUCAAGGUGGGCUCACUUGAGGAGGGUGCUUCGCAGGCGUAUGAUUAUACUCGUUCUGGAAAUCCCACGCGGACCGUAGUUCAGCAUCAGCUGGGUAAGCUAUAUGGCGUGGAUGCCUCGCAAGUGCUUGCCGUCAGUAGCGGAAUGACGGCGCUCGACAUGAUUUUGCGUGGAUUGGUAUUGAACAAUUCCGCUCACGUGCCCACGAUCAUCGCUGGCGAUGACCUAUACGGUGGAACACAACGUCUGCUCACACAUCUGGAGACCCGCAACCAUGCGCGUGUUUUGCAUGUCGAUACUACCAACUAUGACAGCUUUGUGAAGCUUUUCAAGCAACAACCACAAGUUGAUUGUGUUCUUUUAGAGUCUCCCACCAAUCCUCUUUUGAAGGUGGCAGAUCUGCCCAGACUUUGUAAAUUCAUCAAAUCCACAAACCCAGGCUGCGUCGUGGCAGUUGAUAAUACCAUGAUGAGUGGUAUGCUUUGCAACCCGCUUCAUUUCCGCUGUGAUGUGGUCUACGAAUCGGCCACCAAGUACUUAAAUGGUCAUCACGACAUCAUGGCAGGCGCUAUCAUCACUCGGACACCCAAGAUUGCGCAGGAUAUCUACUUCAUUGUUAACUCUACUGGUUGCGGGCUUUCGCCACUUGACUCGUGGCUGUUGAUAAGAGGCCUCAAGACACUUGGUGUCAGAAUGUAUCAACAACAACACAACGCCAUGGUACUGGCUCACUGGCUCGAAAACUCAUGCGGUUUUUUGAAGAAGAGCAAAAAAGAACGUACUUUGACUAGAUACGUGGGGCUUAAAUCACAUCCGCAAUUUGAUUUGCACAAAUCUUUCAAUUCCGGGCCUGGAGCAGUCUUAUCAUUCGAAACUGGAUCCUUCGAGCAUUCCAGGCGUCUAGUAUCAUCGCCCAAGCUUAAAAUUUGGUCUGUGACUGUUUCUUUUGGCUGUGUCAACUCGUUGAUCUCCAUGCCAGGCAAAAUGUCUCAUGCUGCAAUCGAUCCGGCACUGCGACAAGAACGGGAAUUCCCAGAAGAUAUCAUCAGGCUAUGUUGCGGUAUUGAAAGCAUUGCAGAUCUGCAAGAAGACUUGCUGGAAGCUAUGGUUGAUGCUGACAUCGUCGAGUUGCGCGAUGAGGGUAGGAUUAUUUAUAAUAAGCUGAACGGGCAUCUGGCGUCGAACACUAUCGGACAGGGCGAGCUUCCCAACAUCUACGAAGAAUUUUUUGGUCAGAACGGCAUCAAGCGCCAUUGCCUUCUCACCAGUCGUGCCAAACUCUGA
This is a messenger RNA of Lachancea nothofagi CBS 11611, 1380 nucleotides long. Lineage: Eukaryota; Fungi; Ascomycota; Saccharomycetes; Saccharomycetales; Saccharomycetaceae. The record is from the annotation of a GenBank genome assembly.